Guyanagaster necrorhizus is the source of this 1470-nucleotide messenger RNA. Its product is annotated as DHS-like NAD/FAD-binding domain-containing protein. The transcript is spliced from 5 exons. The record is from RefSeq and is a predicted model, not a curated record. Lineage: Eukaryota; Fungi; Basidiomycota; Agaricomycetes; Agaricales; Physalacriaceae. The coding region runs from base 393 to 1259 and encodes 288 amino acids. Gene Ontology annotation, cellular component: nucleus. Gene Ontology annotation, molecular function: NAD+ binding; protein-malonyllysine demalonylase activity; protein-succinyllysine desuccinylase activity.
CGCAGAUUGUUGUUAGGCGAGGUUGGAAAGACGUCUUCGGCAUACUGUUUGGUUACGGUUAGCCUUUAGACGCCCGGUUUCGACCGAUCUAGGUCUGUCAGCCGGGAUGAUGAUCAUGUUACCUGCGGCUAUAAUGUUGUUGUAUACCACAUUUGUUGAAUCUUCAUGUCUAUAUAUUCGUAAAUGAAUUUUCCGUGUCGGCGAGUCGCAAUCCGAACCACCGAAAGAUCGUGCCAUCAUGUUUUUUUCCAACGUGAUCCGUAUACGCGCGUCUGCGUUAUCCUUGCGCCGUCGACAGGCCUGGGACCCACUAAUGUGGCAUUAUCAAGUCACGCUUACAUUCAUUUCUCCACAAUAUAAGUUAGGAGUGCGAGAUCCGUCAAAACUGCGACAUGAAGGCUACUAAUGACUACGAAGGAUUUCGCAAGGCCGUACGUGAAGCCCGCCAUAUUGUUGUCCUUGCUGGGGCGGGACUGUCUGUUGCCUCGGGGGUUCCAACCUUUAGAGGUGAAAAAGGAUUGUGGAGACGGCACGAUGCUACCCUCCUCGCAACGCCGGAAGCCUUCCACAAAGACCCAUCUCUUGUCUGGCAAUUCUACCAUUAUCGUCGAGAACUAGUAAUCAAAGCGAAACCUAAUAACGCACAUCGUGUUCUCGCACUGCUUUCCUCAUCACCGGAGACACUCAAACGCGUCGCACCCUCCGCGACGUUCCGUCUCGUCACACAGAAUAUCGAUAACCUCUCCACACGCGCCUUACCUCCCAAUGCUCCACUCUCCGCUCGUCCCAUGGAGAUGCACGGAAACAUAUGCCGUACCCGGUGUACCCAGUGUAGCCACAUGGAAGUGAACACCAAGAGUCCCAUCUGUCCCACCCUAGCUGGCACGGAACGUUCUUUCGAAACUGACGUGAACCACGCCCAGGAACCCGUCAUCGACGAAAAAGAUCUCCCACGAUGUGCACGGUGCGGAGGCCUGCUGAGACCGGACGUCGUGUGGUUCGGAGAGGGCGUCCGGGACUUGGAGGAGAUCGCGAGUAUGAUCGAUAAACGGUGUGAUUUGUUUUUGGUCGUUGGGACUUCGGCGGAGGUCCUCCCGUCGGGUAUUUUUGGCGAUAUCGUUCGUGGUAAUGGCGGGAGGGUUGCGGUGUUCAAUAUCGAGAAGACGUAUACGGAUCGGAUUGCCGAGUUUUCCUUUCAGGGUCCCUGUGAGGAGACGUUGGUGAAGGCGUUUGGCUUGGAGGAUGUUAUCUGUAAGUAAGGGACGACGCGGAAGAGACUUUUUUUGGUGAUUGCUAUCAGACUGUUGCUACUGUUAUGGGUAAAUGUGAUUGUACUACAAAUGCGUUGUAACUAUACGUUUAUUACGGCUUAUCUUCAGCAAACUAGGACGACACUUGUGGUAAUAUUCUGUCCCCCGUCUGUUUGGAUACGUCAAGGCCGUUGGGGAACUACCCUUGACACAAUUUUCU